Molecule: messenger RNA, 721 nt
Organism: Gossypium raimondii (Peruvian cotton)
Lineage: Eukaryota; Viridiplantae; Streptophyta; Magnoliopsida; Malvales; Malvaceae
Product: autophagy-related protein 8f
Exons: 6
Coding region: 132-500 (122 amino acids)
Biological process (GO): cellular response to nitrogen starvation
Source: RefSeq, a predicted model, not a curated record
GGUCAAAUAAGGCAUUAUACUUUUAUUUUAUCUUGUGAACCAAGCCACGAGCUUCAAGCCUUAGAAGAGUUCUUUUGAUCAAGAAAAAGAAAACUAUUUCUUUUGACUUUGGGUUCAUCUUCACAAGGAGUAUGGCAAAGAGUUACUUCAAGCAAGAGCAUGAUCUUGAGAAGAGGAGGGCAGAGGCUGCUAGGAUUAGGGAGAAAUACCCUGAUAGGAUCCCGGUGAUCGUGGAGAAAGCGGAGAGAAGUGAUAUACCGAACAUAGACAAGAAGAAGUACCUUGUCCCAGCUGAUUUGACUGUUGGUCAAUUCGUAUAUGUCAUCCGUAAAAGGAUCAAACUCAGUGCUGAAAAGGCAAUAUUCAUAUUUGUGGACAAUGUUCUCCCUCCAACUGGUGCCAUUAUGUCUGCCAUAUAUGAAGAGAAAAAGGAUGAAGAUGGAUUUCUUUAUGUUACAUACAGCGGGGAGAACACAUUCGGGGAUCAGAUCUCCCAGUAGCCUCCGGUAAAUCCAUUUCCGAUGCGGCUUUUAUCUUUCCUCAUUUCACCGACCCCGUGUAUUAUCUCCAGCCUUACCAUUUCCAUUGCCUUUGGGCCGGUAAUUUCGUUAUUGCUAGUAUUAUUUAAAGACAUGGUGACCAUAUGGUGUACAGCUGAAUAUAUUGUGUAUAAAUUUUAAGAUUUCCACAUAAUGUUAAAGUUCCUUUUAUUUAUCAUCCA